This is a messenger RNA of Ruditapes philippinarum (Manila clam), 2195 nucleotides long. RefSeq names its product macrophage mannose receptor 1-like. The record is from RefSeq and is a predicted model, not a curated record. Lineage: Eukaryota; Metazoa; Mollusca; Bivalvia; Venerida; Veneridae. Gene Ontology annotation, molecular function: signaling receptor activity.
CAUGUGAUGAAAGUAGUCCGGAUGACGGAUGGAAAGUCUUUGGUGACUAUUGUUAUUAUCUGGGUAAUGAUGAAAUGCUAACCUGGCAUGACGCAAAUGCAAACUGUUUAAGCAAAGGCAGUAAUUUAGCCAGCGUUCAUUCUGAAGAGGAAAAUCGUUUCUUACUGAGCAUGGUUGCACACGAAAGUGAUGUGUGUUGGAUUGGUUUUAAUGACCUAGAUCUCGACAAUAGAUUUAGUUGGAGCGAUGAAUCUGUUGUAGAUUUUACAUCUUGGGCAAGCGGGCAACCAAAUGACAUAUAUGGCGAGAAAUGUGUUCCUAUUGUCUUUGAUGGAUCAUGGCACGAUUAUCCAUGUAACGACCGAAAACCGUAUAUUUGCAUGAAAAGAAAAGAUGCUGGUACCAUGACGACAAUGACACCAACAAAAGUAGUAAUAAACGGAGGGUGUCCAGAAGGAUUCAACCACACAUUUGGCAACAAAUGUUUCUACUUCAAUUAUGAUGACAAAACAUACAGGGACCAUGCAAAAGAUCAAUGCGAAACAAUACGUGGGCAUCUUCCAAGUAUUCAUUCUGAAAACGAAAAGGAUUUUAUAGCUUUGCACGUUAAUGGAGUAUCUACUUCAGUCUGGUUAGGAAUGCAAGAUUUAGAUACUGACGGUCAUUUUGAUUGGACAGAUAAUUCUCCCCUGGACUAUUCAAACUGGGCACCAAAUGAACCAUCAAGCAAUCACUACGAUGCCUACGCACAUGAGCCAUGUGUUGAAAUGUGGACAAAUGGUGAUAAUCUUGGUUUAUGGAAUGACGUAAAAUGCUCUGUUAGUAGAGGAUUUUUGUGUUCAACAUUUAAAGACCCUUCAAUACCAAUUCUGAGUGUAUGUCCUGACGGGUAUGUUUUAUUGAAACAGAUAUGCUAUAUGUUGAUAACUGCAACACAGUCUUGGAACCAAAGUUUGCAGUCAUGUUCAAUUGAUGGUGCCCAAAUGAUUUCAAUUGCUAAUCCAGUUGAUUUCCUCGUGUUAAAGGUGUUGUUAGGCUCUGUCGACCUAACGACUGAAGUUUGGGUUGGAGGAACUUUAAACGACAACAAUUUACAAUGGAAUGAUGGAUCGAGUCCAACUGUACCUGCUCGAACUUCGAUACCCACAGGAUGUCUUUAUAGCCGAAAUAAUAUCUUGUCAAGUGCUGAAUGCAGCGAAAACCGUGUAGUUAUUUGCAAAAUAGAUAACAGUAUAAGUACAACCUCUUCCACUACAGUUGUUACAACCGUAACUGAUCCUUAUACUUACACAUGCCGUGACAAAUCUUGGAUACUCUACAAAAACAACUGCUACACCACUGUUUUAGAAUUAACCAGUUUUCCAUACACAAAAUGUUCCGAUUACGGCAUGGCCCUUGCCAGUAUAAAUAGCGCAGACGAAGAGUAUAACAUAACAACGCAAAUAUUACAAAGAUAUUCAUCGGAAAGAUAUCACGGCCACUAUCCUUAUUUUUGGAUUGGUCUUACAUUGCUAACAGGGAAUGAGCCAGGAGAUACGUGGACAGAUGGCAGCAAACUUGUUUACUCUAACUUUGACAACGAUGACAGAAACAAAAGACAGGGAUGUGUGUAUAUGGUGCUAUAUACACAACAGUGGCGAGUAGGAUCCUGUAUGGAUAAACAUUUUUAUAUUUGUAAAGGACCUGCAGAUAUCGCUAUGGUCCCGUCAAGCACAAGUCAAGCAGAAAAUUCAACAGUAUCGUCGACACUAACAACAACACAGUUUAAAUUGCCACACAUUCAUCGAAGCAGUAAAAUGGACCGAGUUGCAGACGACUCUGGUUUAACUGGGGGACAGAUCGCUGGCAUCAUUAUAGGUGUUAUUGGCCUAUUAGUGAUCAUUGGCAGCGUCGUGUACAUCAUAAAGUCAUGGACGUUCAAGAAACCCCCAUACAAUUUUGCAUCACCAUCACUUGGAUUUGAUAAUGCAUUGUUUCAUAAAAAUCAGGAAAAUGUUGACAUAAAUUAAGAUGUAUUACUUUGAGACGAGCAUCAAAGUUAAAUGAGGACUAUUUAAACUGAGAGAGUGUUAAAAUUGAGCGUAUUUAUGAUAUAAUGAAUAUAAUGAGUGACAGGUCGAGAGAGAAAUUAAAGUUUAUGUUAUAUUCAAAUAGAAUAAAGUCAUGUAAAUGAUUGUAUGAUAAUGAUGAUAAUA